UGUGUUGAAGAAAGUGCUGAAAUAAGACAAACCAUGGAGGACAGAAAUUCAGACUCUGACUCCCAAACUGAUGAGAGUUUAUUUCCAGACCAAGAAACUCAUGAUGAAGCAGUCCACAAUCAUUUCAUUGAGUCUGUCCGGCCUUUGAUUGAGCUGAUUGACUCUCUGCGGUUGAUCGGGCUUGAUGAAGAUAUCUGCCUGCCAUCCAUCGCAGUGGUGGGAGAUCAGAGUUCAGGAAAGAGUUCUGUUUUGGAGGCUCUCUCUGGUGUGGCUUUACCACGAGGAAGUGGUAUAGUCACUCGCUGUCCUCUUGAGCUGAAAUUGCAGAGGCUGAAAAACGGUCCAUGGUCGGGGACCAUUUCCUACAGUGGUCACAGAGAGACCUUUAGUGACCCAUUACAGGUGGAUAAACUGGUUAGAGAAGCUCAAAACAAGCUUGCUGGAAACACAGUAGGAAUCUGUGAUGAACUCAUCACUUUGGAAAUUUCAUCUCCGGACGUGUGUGACCUCACUCUGAUUGAUCUACCUGGUAUAACCCGUGUACCUGUGAGCGGUCAACCUGAGGAUAUUGGAGAUCAGAUCAAAAACCUGAUACUGAAAUAUAUUGCUAAAAGUGAAACCAUCAUUCUAGUUGUUGUACCCUGCAAUGUUGACAUAGCAACAACUGAAGCCCUAAGAAUGGCGCAAAACGCAGACCCAGAAGGACUCAGAACUCUUGCAAUUCUCACAAAACCAGACCUUAUUGACAGAGGAGCAGAGAUCGAUAUUUUGAACAUUGUCCAGGGCAAAGUCAUUCCUCUUAGCAAGGGCUAUAUUGUUGUGCGAUGUCGUGGUCAGAGUGACAUCAAUAACAGAAUUCCCUUUGAUAAAGCCAUAGAGGCUGAACUCAACUUUUUCAGAAACCACCAGUAUUUCAGCUCUCUACUGAAUGAUGGUAACGCCUCUACUCAAUGCCUGGCUGACAAGCUGACCAGAGAACUGGGUGAUCAUAUUAAGAAAUCGCUUCCAACCUUGACUGUGCAGAUUCAGAAUCGGCUCCUAGAUGUGCAAAGGGAUCUUAAAAACUACCAGCAGGGUCCACCUCUGGAAGAAGAGAAGAUGGGAUGUUUUCUCAGUGAGAUUAUACUGGAGUUCAGUGAUAAAAUUAAUGAAUUGAGUAGAACUGGACAUUCAAGUGACAAAAACAUUUAUGCACUUCUACGUGAUGAAUUUAAGAAGUGGGACACCAGGCUGAGAAGCACUGAGGAAUCAUUCCAAGCAUGUGUGACGGAAAUGAUAGACAAGUAUAAUGAGAAACAUCGCGGCAGAGAAUUGCUUACGUUCAGUGAGUUCUGUGAGUUUGAAUGUGUCAUCAAAGACCACGUGUCAACCCUUCAAGAGCCAGCUAUGGAAAUGCUGAAGCAAGUACGAGAUAUUGUUGAGAAGUUGUUCAUGCAGGUCUGUUCUCUGUCUUUUGAGCAAUACCCUGCAAUGAGAUACAUAAUCUCUAACAUGAUAAAUGAAAUUCAGUCAAAACAAGAGACAGAAGCAGAGAAAAGAAUCAAGGAGUUCAUUCAAAUGGAGCAACUGGUCUUCACUCAGGACAGGGUUUUACAGCAGAAACUCAACAACUCUGACAUUUUGCAGAAGAGUGGAAUAGAAACAAGUGACAAGAGCUACUUCGAAGAUGACACCGUUUUCAAUUCGAAAGGCUGUGCACAGUUGGAUACAAGAAAUCUCGUACCAGACAAACUGGUUCUCUAUUAUGAGAUCGUCUAUCAACGCCUUACAGACUAUGUGCCCAUGUUGAUAAUCCUCUUCAUACUGAAGGAUGCUGCCAAGACAUUGCGGAAUCAAAUGCUGGAACUGAGGAAUGGGGCAAAUGUGGUCAAACUGCUGAGUGAAGACUCAGAGAGAGGACUCAAAAGAGCUGAUCUAAAGCAGCGUUUGAAACGCCUCUCACAAGCUCAAUACCUGAUCAGCAACAGACUCUAAGACGGCUUUAUUAAACAUCUAUGGAUGUCCAUAAAGUUAGCAUAAGAACAUGAUCAGCUGCAGAUUGUCAGACAGCUUUCCAAUGCACUAGGGCAGGGGAGCCUAACGCUGUUUGAAAUCUACCUUCCUCAGUUCUAGCCCUGCUCCAACACACCUGUCUGUAAUUAUCAAGUGCUCUUGAUUGAAGGUGGUAAGUAGUUGGUUCCGGUGUGUUUGACCAGGGUUAGAGCUGAACUAUGCAGGUACAUCUCUAGGAACUGAAUCGGGCACCCCUUCAAUAGAGAUUUACCAAAAGGGUUAGAUAGAUAUAUAUACGUGAUUUAAUUUCACAAAAUCAGUAAAUAACCAAAUUUACAAAACUAUUUUGGAUUAUUAUAAACUCUAAAAAUGUUGUGCAUCUAGAUUUUUUGCUUCAGAAUAUAGUCACUGAUUAUGAUGAAACCUGAAUAUACAAUGAGUUCUAUGAUAGUUUAAACUCUCUGGGGUCGGCUAUCAAGCUCACUUUUUUUCUUAUCAGUGCAAAAGAGACUCCAAUUACUCUGCUGAUUUUGAUCUUGCAUAUAAGUUUUAUACAUCAUUCGAUCCUGUUAAGUGUCUAUUUUUUUAGUGUAUACUCACAAUAAAAACAAAGUGUUGUGCUUUGUCAAAUAAAGAAAAAUAAACAUGAU
Molecule: messenger RNA, 2642 nt
Organism: Pimephales promelas (fathead minnow)
Lineage: Eukaryota; Metazoa; Chordata; Actinopteri; Cypriniformes; Leuciscidae
Source: RefSeq, a predicted model, not a curated record